Molecule: messenger RNA, 1014 nt
Organism: Cannabis sativa
Lineage: Eukaryota; Viridiplantae; Streptophyta; Magnoliopsida; Rosales; Cannabaceae
Exons: 2
Coding region: 1-1014 (337 amino acids)
Molecular function (GO): catalytic activity
Source: RefSeq, a predicted model, not a curated record
AUGGGCCGGAUGUUAAAGUUUGAUGGUGCUUUUGGGGUUGAGGCCCAAGGGAGUUCGGGUGGGUUAGCUUUAUUUUGGAAAAACCAAGAUGAUGGGCGGGUGAUGGGUUAUUCGAACAAUCACAUAGAGUUCUUGGUGGAGUCGUCUGAGAGAGGUGUGUGGAGGCUAACCGGUUUCUAUGGUGAACCAGAGAGAGUUAACAGGCACCGUUCGUGGACUUUGCUUCGAACCUUGGCGACUGAUUCUUCUAUUCCUUGGUGUGUAAUAGGAGACUUGAAUAACAUUGUGAGGCAUGAAGAUAAACGGGGUGGAAGGCCUUAUCCUCAACGUUUGAUUGACGGGUUCCAACAAGCUUUGAAUGACUGCAAUUUAACAGAUGUGGAACUUAUGGGCCAUCCGUUCACUUGGGAGAAAAGCAGGGGCUCUCGAAAUUGGAUAGAGGUGCGCUUGGACCGUGCCCUUGUCAACAAUGCUUGGUCUCAACUUUUCCAAGGUGCUUCUCUUCUUAAUCUUGAAAUCUCAUCUUCUGAUCAUUAUAAGUUGAGUAUUUGGGGGAAGGAGGUGACUAGAAAUUUCAAGGUUCGUAUCUCUCGGUGUAAGAAAGAGAUUCAAAGAUUGGCCAAUAAAAGGGACACUGCCUCUAUUCAGCGACACAAAGAAGUAAAGGAGGAGUUGUUUCAUGUUCUUGAUCAGAGAGAAUCCUUUUGGAAGCAGCGUUCUAAACAGCUAUGGUUGAAGGAAGGUGAUCAUAAUAGUAGCUAUUUUCAUAAGGCUGCCACAACUAGGAAGAGACACAACAAAAUUGUUACUUUGAAGAAUGAUAAUGGAGUCCGUGUAGGUUGGGAUAAUAGGCUCGCUCAGGUGAUGAUUGACUAUUUCUCAACUCUAUUUCAAGCUUCUAAUUCGACUUGCCAAGAAGUGAUUGAUAGUGUCAAUAGCUCGGUGCCUAGCCUUGUUCAUGAGGAGUUGAGUACGGCUGUUUCUGAAGAGGAGGUUAAAAAGGCGAUUUUUUAG